AUGGCCACAGCCGCGACUGACCAGGCCCGAAAGCAGAGUCAGUCCAAUACCCUACCUUUGCGGCAUAGGACAGCAUCAGCAGCACAGCAGCCAGAUGAGAGCGACGACUCCUCUGACGCAGAAUCUUCACUUGCGACUCCAGCUGCUCGCAGCCCGCACGUGAAAAUUCCUGGGCAUCGGAUUGAAGCUCCGGGUAGCGUUCAAGCCAUUGCCAUUGACGACGAUGUGCUCUUUGCGGGUGUUCAAGGCGGCAGCAUCGUCGCAUGGUCCCUCGAAACAUAUCAACUUCUGGCCGCAGUGCCGGCUCACACAGAAAGCGUGCUAGGUCUUGCUUUGUCAGCCGACAGAUCACUUCUCUUCUCUACAGGUGCUGAUUCCGUCGUCAAUGUAUGGUCGACACAAACACUCCAGAGACUAUACUCCUUGUACUCUCAGUUCGAGAUCGGUGAUGUCUUCUGUAUCGUCCACUCGACCAAGAAGCAGGUGCUUCUAUGGGGUGCUCAAAACUCCAGUCUUCAAUGGGAUCGACUCAGUACUGAUGCCUCCAUAAAGUCGCCAACCGCUUCAUUCUCCCCGGGUUCUCGAAAGCAUCGAUUCUUCGAUUCUCUAGGACCGGGAGGAAGCGUCAACGUGAUCUCGGACGAGGAUGGUACGACAGGACUACUGAACAACUUGGGAGGCCGGGCCUUAACUGUCCCAAGUAGCAACUAUCUUCCCUACGCCCACAAAAGCUAUGUCUACUGCAUGCUUCUCAUCAAGGGUCUCUUCACACACGACCGCGAAGAGGAAGUUUUGGUAACCGGGGCUGGGGAUGGCACCAUUAAGUUAUGGUCCCUGGACUCAUUAGGCAUGGAAGGUCUCAUCCUGAUGCACAAAUUCAAAAACUCAGGUCCCAACGUGCUGAGUCUGGCCUAUAGGGGCUCUUUCCUAUUUGCUGGUUUAACCGAUGGUGUGGCGAAUGUAUACAAUCUUGCGUCCAAUCAACUGGUUCAAAGACUCCAAAUUGGAGACGGAGACAUCAGUCAAAUCUUGGUGAGCACGGACAGUAUCCUCUGUGGGACCAGCCAAGGUCUGGUGAAGAGAUACAAUGACCACUUCGCACAGACAGAAUCAUGGAAGGCAGCAGAUGGAAAGAUCUUGGCAAUGGGUCUCACUGCUGAAACCACUGAAAGCGAUCAUGGUAUCCUGAUCACAGGAGGAAAUGACAGCAUGCUCUCUGUCUGGGAUGCUGAUGGUGAGCAGCAUGCUGCAGGGGCCUCAUCAACACGCAGCAAUGAUGAGCUGGUGAACACACUCCGAGAAUUCGUUGCCUACCGAACCGUUGCAGCUAAUCCAACCUGGGUCCGUGACUGUCAUGAUGCUGUAACGUUUCUGCGCAAACAGUGCAAUUCUUUUGGAGCAACUUCUACUCUUCUAUCGCCGCCCGGGCAGGAGGGUGUUAAUCCAGUUCUGCUGGCCAAAUUCCGAGCUUCCAAGCCUUCCAAAACCACACGAUCUGUGCUAUUCUACGGCCACUACGAUGUUGUUGAUGCAGAGUUCGAUACUGCGAGUCCUACAACUUGGAACCACGACCCGUUCACUCUUCAGGCCUUGAGUGGCUUUCUGUACGGCCGGGGAGUCACUGACAACAAAGGACCUAUUCUUGCCGCGAUAUAUGCGGUUGCUGACCUGGUGCAGCAAAACUCUCUCGCGUGCAAUGUCACAUUCCUUCUAGAAGGAGAAGAGGAAGCCGGUUCGAGGGGUUUUCGCCAAAUAGUGCAAUCUGCACACGAUGCCAUUGGACCUGUUGAUUUUAUCCUUCUGUCCAACAGUUAUUGGCUCGAUGAUCAUAUACCUUGCCUCACAUUUGGAAUGCGCGGCGUUGUUCAUGCGUCGAUCACGAUCAACUCGAACAAACCCGACCUGCACAGCGGUGUGGACGGCAAAUCCGUGCAACACGAGCCACUCAAGGAUCUUACUGUGUUACUGGCAACCCUGAUUGGACCUUCGGGAACAAAGGUGACGAUUCCAAACUUCUACGAUACAGUGGACGUAUUGUCUGAAAGCGAGGUGAAGGCGUAUGCGGCGAUCACCUCCUCCCUCCUUCCCGGCCACCCAGAGAUCAAGAACGAAAAGGCGUUUGCAUUGUCUCUCAUGCAACGAUGGAGAUAUCCGAAUCUGACGGUCCACCGGAUCGAAGUUCCGGAGGCCAAAACGGCAGUCACGAUCAGUGGAUCUGCCAAAGCCACUAUAUCGAUCCGCAUCGUACCGUCACAAACAGCAGAACAAAUCGCCAACGGACUGAAAAGCUAUCUCGAAGGAGAAUUCGCAAAACUCCAGUGCGGGAAUACAAUCGAGGUUGAAAUCCGAUCAAAGGCAGACCCAUGGCUGGGGAAUGUGCAGAGCGAGAUCUACACGGCACUCAAAUCAGCCAUUGUCGAUGUCUGGAACCCGAGCGGUGCACAACGCUCCUUCCCGGCCUCUGCAAUGUCCCGAGAUUCCAUCAGCAGUUCCACGGCCCAGCACGCAUCGCUUCAACGACCAUCUCAACGACGUGCUUCCACAUUGGAGUCGACCGGAAGCUUCACGCUUGCGAACCUACCGCGAGAGCCAUUGCUGAUCCGGGAGGGCGGCUCCAUCCCCGCGAUAAGCUUUCUAGAGCAUGAGUUCAACGCUCCAGCCGCCAUGUUCCCCAUGGGUCAGGCAAGCGACAAUGCCCAUCUGGACAAUGAGCGGAUCCGCGUCGAAAAUCUGUACAAGGGGCGCGAGGUCCUGAAACAAGUCUUUGCUGAGCUGUAA
This is a messenger RNA of Exophiala aquamarina CBS 119918, 2778 nucleotides long. RefSeq lists its product as uncharacterized. The record is from RefSeq and is a predicted model, not a curated record. Lineage: Eukaryota; Fungi; Ascomycota; Eurotiomycetes; Chaetothyriales; Herpotrichiellaceae. The transcript is spliced from 3 exons. Gene Ontology annotation, molecular function: peptidase activity; protein binding. Gene Ontology annotation, biological process: glutathione catabolic process; proteolysis. The coding region runs from base 1 to 2778 and encodes 925 amino acids.